This is a messenger RNA of Melanotaenia boesemani (Boeseman's rainbowfish), 3835 nucleotides long. RefSeq lists its product as uncharacterized. The transcript is spliced from 14 exons. The record is from RefSeq and is a predicted model, not a curated record. NCBI's taxonomy places the organism in Eukaryota, Metazoa, Chordata, Actinopteri, Atheriniformes, Melanotaeniidae. The coding region runs from base 1266 to 3386 and encodes 706 amino acids.
AGCCUUGCAUCCACCGACGGGUGUGGGUGGGGUCGGGACAGUUAGGGUACGGAUAUGGUUGUUAAGCUGUAUUCUCACUGUUUCCACAACCAACCAUAACCUUACCUGUCAGCCGGAUAGCAAUAGAUACCUCAGCUACGCAAUAGCAUGAUGCCAUCACAGUGUAACAAAACACAACUCAGAAACAAAAGAGGUUUGUGUUCUUUCUUCUUGGCGAUGCCAUUAUUUAACAAAGAUUUAAUCAGUAAAAAGAAAAUCUGUUGCUCUCAACAAAAAGCCUUUCCUACUUUAUUUUUCUGCCAGGUCACACAGGAAGUGACUCUUUUUCAACCAAUCAACAGAUUGCUGUAUGUCAAGCUCCACCCUUCUGGGUCGAGCAGUUAGAUUGGUACCCCAAUGGAAGGGUACCAAAAAGUAGGACGGGUCGGGUCUGAUGUUGGAGUACCCUCCCCAGUUUUCACGUGUAGAAACACAUAAAAAUGCACCCCGACCCACACCCGCUGGUGGAAACGGGGCUUUACAGAAUGUAGUUAUACUAAUUUUAGACUGGAUGCAGUUAAAUAGAUUCAAAUGAACUGUAACAAUUCUGUUAAGGUUUUACCAAAAACCCUCUGAUUUAUAGAUGUUGUUAUAGAAUAUGUUGUUUUUGGUUUGUGUUUCUUUAAAGAGUGCAUUAACUCGCCAUGGAUUAAGGCACAGUUUUAUGUUAUAUACAGUUUACAGCUUAAGUUUUAAGUAAUUGUUUCUAAAGGUUAUAAAUGAAAUAGGUGAGGGAUCAUAGUGGGUAAAUAGUAGUCACAACUAAGGGCCAAAUUGCACUGAGAAGAAUGAGAAUAAAUUAACUGAGGAGUUAAAAAAUAUGGUUCUCAGGAAGUACGGUUGUUCUCUUUUGGGGCAUGAGAAGAUGUCUGGCUUGUUUAUUUUUGUGGAUAAGAGGAAAAAAAUGUCUACUGUAGAGUGUGAGGAGGAACCAACCAGACACCAGACCAACUUCCUUUUCUAAUAUAUAUAUUCAGCCUAAUAAAGUACUAUAUAUAAAGCUGUUCUUGUAUUCUUUAUUUACUGCAAAAUCUUCUCUUGAACAUUUGAGACAAGUAGGAAGAAGGUUUAGCUGAUUUUGGACAGGAAGCUGAUCAGACACAAAAAGUCCACCAAGAAAGAGGAACCAAUGCACUAUAAUAGAAAGAUUUCUUAAGACUCGUCGUCUGUGUUAGUUACGAAAAACCUGAAGAAAGCGACUCAGACAUUUUAAUGAUACGAGUAACAUGGACAUGAUUUUCAUCUUUAUGGUUUUUCUUCUGGAAGGGUUAUGCAAAACUGAUGCCGUGUCAGUGAAAGGAGAGGUGGGAGAUACAAUCAGAAUAAAAUGCUCUCAUGCGCAUGCCUCCACCAACAUCAAAUAUUUCUGCAAGGGGGCAUGUCGUAAUGAAGACAUCCUGGUUACAAGCCAAGACAAGAAAGACUCAAAUGCCAAAUACAGUAUAAAUGAUGAAGGGAACACGUUCUAUGUGUCUAUCUCUGACCUUAAGCUGGGAGACUCAGGAACUUACUGGUGUGGAAUUGAAAGAGUUGGCAUAGACACAUACUCUCAUAUAAUCCUUACAGUCGUAGAGGGCAGCUCAGAUGAGGUUGCAAAUACUUCAUAUUCUAAGAGGCUGGUUUUUAUCGGUGCAGGUCUUGGUUUGGCUGUGUUGGCUCUGUCAGUGGCCCUCUUGAUGUUCUUCAGACACAAAAAAAGAAGAACCAAAACAUUGUCUGGAAAGGACCAUGACACAGGAACUAAAACACUGUCCAUUCAGAAAGAAAAUGCACAUAGUGUCAACAUCCCUUCCUCAGCCAGCACGGAUCAACAGGCAGACAGCAUCUACAUGUCCUCGGCUCAGCAGCAAGGUAGCAGCGGGGAUCACCUGGAAGUUAUUUACUCCAAUGUGUCAUCUGCAACUGAGGUUCAACAAAACAACCUCUUUUAUUCCACCAUCAGCUUCAGUAACCUUACAGACAACGCUGUCCGUAAGACAGACUGCACACCUCAAACUGCAACAGCUACCUACUCAUCUAUAAUUGGUUCAGGUUUAUCCUCUGUGAUGAGAAAGCAAGAAGGACCUCAUAAUAAUAACUGCAGCACAACAGUGAGCCAAACCGCAUAUGUCAAAGACUCUGUUACCAUCAACUGCAAGGAUCCAAGAAGCAAGGAAGACAACAUCAAACACUUCUGCAGAAAAGACAGAAAUUUGAAUUGUCUAAUAUCAUCACACACUUCAAAUGUGACUAAAAAAGACAGGUUUACUCUGAUAAUUGACAAACAGAAAGGGGUCUACAAUGUGACCAUUUCCAGACUGACUCUGGAGGAUGCUGGAAGUUACUGCUGUGCUAUAAAUAGAGUUGAUGACAUGUCUGACAAUCCCAUCUUAUGCUUGAGUGAGAUCAACCUCCAUAUUCUGAACUGGGAUGACAUUGAACCAAUGAAAAUAAUUCAUCUUCCUUUAAAAACAGCAGAAAUUCGCUGUGAAUAUUCUGAAGGCCACGAGGGAAGUUCAAAAAUCCUGUGCAAGGGCGAGAAUCCUUUUGACUGUGAAAAGUUAAUAAAUACUUCUGAAGUGGACAGAGAUGUAGCUAUGAGUAGGUUUCAUAUAAGAGAUAACCAAAGAAAAAAAUACUUCUAUGUGAACAUCAAUAACCUAAGCAAAGAAGACUUUGGGACAUAUUGGUGCAUCCCUGGAGGAACUAAUUACACCAAAAUACAGCUUUCUGUGGCCCCUCAGAAUCAGCAGCAAGAUCCACCACCAAGCACCAACCAUGAGUCCACAAGUCCAGAGCGUACAGUGUCAGAAGCAGAGCCAGGAGCCAAUAGUGAUGAGGGGAUUGCUCCUGUCAGUAUGGAAGGAACAGGUCUGGGUGUUCACUCUCACACAGGUAAAAGAAACCUCCGCCCUCCAGCUGCAACUGAAAGCCCAAGAAAACCAAACAAAGAUAGCAAUGAUGACAACCCUCCUGAUAUGGCUACAAGCGUGAUUGCCAGUGUUGCAGGUGGUCUGUCAUUGUUAGCCGUGACUUUGGUUGUAAUAUCACUGUACAGAAGGAAAGCCCUAAAAACACAAGUGGAACCAUCAGAACAGAGGACAAACUCUUUAUAUAACCCAGAGGAAAGUAAUGCAGAUCACCAGUAUGAAGAGAUAGAGUUGCAGAACAACAGAGGAAACACAGUCCUGUCUGUGUACGCAACUGUCAGUCUUCCUGCAGACCAAUUACACUAUACCAGUGUAAAUUUCCAGAAGAAAGAAAACACAGUUCCUGAUAAAAAUGACUCUUUAGCCUUGAACAGCAGUGCCAAAUAUGAAGCAGAGAAAACUCUCUAUUCUACAGUUGAAAGCACAGAGGAGCAGUAGUAAAGUCAGUCAAUUCCAGUGAAACAUGCUGAUUAUUAAAUACUUAAGAUUUCAAAUUUGGUGUCAAGAAUUUGUUCCACAGAAAGUUGUUACGGCAUGUUUUUCCUUUAACUGCAUCACCUUCUUUUUAAGUGAUUGGGUGGAGUUACAAACAGCAAUAAUAAUAUACAAAACUAGAAUUGAUUCAUUACACGACCAUAAACAAAAAAAUGCUCUUUAACUGUGAAGGGGGAUAUAAUCUGAGGGGAAUAUUAAGUCAGAAGAUUGAAGUGUGAGAACAAUGAUGAAAAGCACGUGCCUUACAGUAUGCUGUAAAACUAUGGAAUAAUCUUCAGGAAGACCUCAGACAAUGUCCAAACAUUAUCCAGUUUAAGAAAGUUUUUUAAAAAGUUAUUCAAAAAGUUUAAAGAAAAAGAACAUGUGUAAACCAAAACAAUUAAAUGUGUAUA